Molecule: messenger RNA, 639 nt
Organism: Selaginella moellendorffii
Lineage: Eukaryota; Viridiplantae; Streptophyta; Lycopodiopsida; Selaginellales; Selaginellaceae
Product: NDR1/HIN1-like protein 26
Exons: 2
Coding region: 1-639 (212 amino acids)
Cellular component (GO): plasma membrane
Source: RefSeq, a predicted model, not a curated record
AUGACAAUGGGUGGCACUGGAGUGGACGUGAUUGUGUCAAGUGCUAUGUUGGAUGGUCCUGGGACGACGGCAGCAAGAGCUGCCUCAGUCAGUGCAGUCGUAAACCGCUCAAAAGUCCACCACAUCCUGGAGGACGCAGUCCUCUCGAAUCUUAGCGCAAGCAACUCAAGCUCACAAGGAUCCAGGAUCGACUCGGCAUCUCUAACUUUCAAGGUCUGGUCUCGCAAUGCAAACAAGAAAAUGGGGGUCCAUUUCUGGCACUUGCGAAUCGCUGCUGUCUAUCGCGGCUACGAGCUGGGAAGAGCCUACGCAUCUCCGUUUGUCCAGCCACCUCGAAACAUCACACAUUUUGAAGCGCCUCUCCAACUUUUCAACCUCACCAUUCCUCUUGAUCUUGCCACAAAACUGAAGGGCGAUCUAGACUCCGGCCAAAUUCCGAUGAGGAUCAACGUGAAAAUGCGGGCAAAGUACAAACGAGUCGACAAGUCAUGGCAAACAAAGCUUAUCUCUGGCGACCUUCACGGGGACGAUAAGUGUAACCUUUUGAUUGGCGUUAGUUCUACUAAUAGGUUCAGCAGCUUGAAAGGAAGGCAGUGUGGAUGGACUGUUGCAUUUUUCAAUCCAAAUCAGGGAGCUUGA